Messenger RNA from Anthonomus grandis grandis, 995 nucleotides. It is a transcript of the gene Spf30, whose product is annotated as survival of motor neuron-related-splicing factor 30. Gene Ontology annotation, biological process: mRNA processing; regulation of alternative mRNA splicing, via spliceosome. Gene Ontology annotation, molecular function: RNA binding. The coding region runs from base 166 to 903 and encodes 245 amino acids. NCBI's taxonomy places the organism in Eukaryota, Metazoa, Arthropoda, Insecta, Coleoptera, Curculionidae. Gene Ontology annotation, cellular component: nucleus; cytoplasm; precatalytic spliceosome. The record is from RefSeq and is a predicted model, not a curated record. The transcript has a single exon.
UCAAAAUGGCCGCCUGUCAAUUUGAACCCAAACAGUAAACAAGGAAUUCCAACUAAAACCCGAAUAUUAAACAGUAAUUCCUUUAAUAAUUUAAUAAAAUAGCGUAUCCCCUAAGGUAAUAAUAACUCAUCCCUCACUAAUAUUAACUUACCAUACUAAACGAAAAUGAGUGACGAAUUGCAGAACUACCAGUUGCAGCUGCAGCAAGUGGAGGCGGCCCUCCUCACCGAUCCCAACAAUGAGGAACUGAAAAAACUGAAAAUAGACCUCGAGGAGGUGAUCGACCUCACUUUAGACCUGAAAAAUAAGGCGGAGGAGGCGGCCAAUUUGCCCGAUUACACCGAGGAGGUGCGAGUGAUCGACGAGGAGGACGAAAUCACCAGAUCCUUACUGGCGGUCGAGGAGUUCGUCGCGAAAAAUAAAGCGAAGAAAAUAUGGCGGGUCGGGGACGUUUGUAUGGCGAAAUGGAGCGAGAACGGACAAUAUUACGAGGCGAAAAUAGACGCGAUCGCGGCCGACGGUACCGUAAACGUGACCUUUGAGGCGUUUAAAAACAGGGGCCUCGCGGUCUUGGCGGAACUGAAAGAGUAUACGGGGGUCAAGAAGACCCAGAGCAGCGAUCAGCAUAAAAAAACGAAAAUAAACAAGGAAUAUUUAAAGAAGAAAAAGUUGAAGAAGCAACAGAGAUUUAAGGAACUCGAGGAGGAGCGAGAGCAAGACAAAAAGAAAUGGCUGGCGUUUGCCAAUAAGGCCAUAAAAACGAAGAAAACCGGGCUGCAGACUAAAAGUAUUUUCGCCUCGCCUGAAUCGGUCAAUGGGAGGGUGGGGAUCGGCACUUGUGGCAUCAGCGGGAAACCCAUGACCGAAUUUUCUACAGCGGAAAAGUGGAGGAAAAAAGAUUGAGACAGUAUAGGGAUCACUUCAAAGUAUACAUAAUAAAAUCAGAAGACAUGUUGUAAAGUAGCAUUUAAGAUAAUUAAAGUUUUUAUUUAAGA